Molecule: messenger RNA, 2798 nt
Organism: Notothenia coriiceps (black rockcod)
Lineage: Eukaryota; Metazoa; Chordata; Actinopteri; Perciformes; Nototheniidae
Product: cytoplasmic dynein 1 light intermediate chain 2-like
Exons: 16
Coding region: 61-1986 (641 amino acids)
Biological process (GO): microtubule-based movement; microtubule cytoskeleton organization
Cellular component (GO): centrosome; cytoplasmic dynein complex
Molecular function (GO): dynein heavy chain binding
Source: RefSeq, a predicted model, not a curated record
GUUUAGCACUCAGCUGCUACAUCCGGGCGCUCUGCUGCACGGUUUACAAGCCCUGCGAAGAUGGCGACUUCAGGGAGGAGUGCAUUAUUAUCCUCCACAUCAACUGGACCUAAAAGCACACUGGAUAACUCCAACCAAGAGGAAGACGACGGACAGGACUUAUGGUCCACCAUCCUGAGUGAAGUGUCAACCCAUUCAAGAUCUAAGCUACCGUCGGGGAGAAAUGUCCUGGUCAUGGGUGAGGUGGGUUCGGGGAAGACCGCCUUGGUUGCUAAGAUGCAGGGGGUUGAAGAAUUCAUGAAAGGGCGUGGCCUGGAAUACCUCUACUUCAGUGUCCAUGACGACGACAUUGAUGACCAAACCAGGUGUAAUGCCUGGGUGCUAGACGGCGACCUUUACCACAAAGGUCUGCAGGGAGUAGCUGUGCCAGUGGACUCGAUCGACAACACGGUGCUGCUGAUAACUGUUGACAUGUCACGGCCUUGGAACGCCCUGGACUCUCUCCAGAAGUGGGCCGCCGUUGCUAGGGAACACAUCGACAAACUCCGGGUCGCCCCGGAACUGCUGCGGGAGCUGGAGCAAAGACUUGUAAAACAGUUCCAGGAGUACACAGAGCCAGGCAGUGGGGACGAUGGCACCCCGCAGAGGAGGAGUGAAGACGAGGAGAGUGUGCUGCUGCCCUUAGGAGACAACACACUCACACACAACCUGGGAAUACCAGUGGUGGUGGUCUGCACCAAGUGUGAUGCCAUCAGCACAUUGGAGAAGGAGCACGACUACAGAGACGAACACCUGGACUUCAUCCAGUCACACAUCCGACAAUUCUGUCUGCAGUAUGGAGCGUCUCUGGUUUACACAUCAGUGAAGGAGAUGAAGAACCUGGACAUCGUGUACAAAUAUCUGGUCCACAGACUCUACGGCUUUCCCUUCCACUGCCCGGCACAAGUGGUGGAAAGAGAUGCAGUCUUCAUUCCCUCAGGCUGGGACAAUGAGAAGAAGAUUGCCAUACUUCAUGAGAACUUCCAGACAGUAAAAGCAGACAACAACUUUGAGGAAGUAAUAGUCAAACCGCCAGUCAGAAAGGUACAGAGUCCUCUGCAAUGGGAAUGCAUCAACCCUAAAUACCAGAUGAAGAAGAAGAACUACAGAAACUCUGGUGUUGUUAUUCUCAACCACUGUAAGAUCAUCAAAAUGUAUUCCUUCCUGGAGUACAUCAUGGGAGGCUGCCAAAUUCAGUUCACAGUGGCAAUAGACUUCACAGCAUCCAAUGGGGAUCCCAGAAACAGCUGCUCCCUCCACUACAUCCACCCCUACCAGCCCAACGAGUACCUCAAGGCGCUGGUGGCUGUCGGGGAGAUCUGCCAAGACUAUGACAGUGAUAAAAUGUUCCCUGCUUUUGGUUUUGGAGCACUGAUACCACCUGACUUCAAGGUUUCACACGAUUUCGCCGUGAACUUUGAUGAGGACAAUCCUGAAUGUGCUGGGAUCCAAGGUGUGGUUGAGGCAUAUCAGAAUUGCCUCCCUAAGAUCCAGCUCUACGGGCCCACCAACAUCGCCCCGAUCAUACAGAAAGUGGCCUCUUCUGCGUCCGUGGAGAUGCACACAAAAGAGGCCAUGGAAUACUUCAUCCUGCUGAUCCUGACAGACGGCGUGAUCACCGACAUGGCGGACACGCGAGAGGCCAUCGUGCACGCUUCCCACCUGCCCAUGUCAGUCAUCAUCGUCGGCGUGGGCAACGCUGACUUCACAGACAUGCAGAUAUUGGACGGGGACGAUGGGAUCCUGCGUUCACCAAAGGGCGAGCCGGUCCUCCGCGACAUUGUCCAGUUCGUCCCCUUCAAGGACUUCAAACAUGCCUCCCCAGCUGCACUGGCUAAGAGUGUUUUGGCAGAAGUCCCUAACCAGGUGGUGGAUUACUACAACGCUAAAGGCAUCACACCCAAGUGUAUGUCUGACUAUGAGUCCACAAGAACCUUCAGCCCCUGACAAUGGACUACAUGCAAACACACUCUCAAAUGCACAAACACAUAUGUCAUAUACAUAUACAUUUACGUACUGUAUAAUACAAAUGUACCCAUGUAAAAGCACAAGCACACAUACACACCAACAAAUAUGUACACAUAACCAUAUUACCUAAAUACAUUAGUCUAGCUCAGAGAAUUAGCUCGUUCUGGUGAAACAAUUUGAACCACUCCAUUGGUGACUAUUGCAUGUUUGGCCAUAAUGGCAUCACCUUGGAGAUUAUUAUUACCUAUUGUAUAUCUACAAGAUGUUUAUAGAAAUAAGAGCAGUCUUCUGAACCUGCAUGCAGAGUCAGACCAUAACCCACCCAAAGAAAUGACACUUCUACCUUAUUUAGAUAACUAGCAAGUACAUAACCCAAAAGAUGGGCAAAGCCAAAAUAUGUGACUGCAUAGCCCUAAAUGCUUGAAAUUAGCAAUGCAAAUGUUAUUUAUGGGAGUGGUAGAGUCCCUGUUAGUGUACCGCAUAAAUGCAUGAAUAAUUCAGUUCCUGCUAAUAUCCAAUCUCCAGUCCCACUUGCUAGUUAUGAAAUAAAGUAUCUAUGUCAUUUGUGUGACAUUCAGGGUUGUCUUGGGUGUUUUGGGUUCUUUUCUACAGAUUUGUUUGAGAUUUUGCUAAAUGGAAAUGAACAAAUGAAUAAUUGUAAUAAUUUCUUAAUAACCUUCUUACAUUGUAAAGAGCUUUGGGAAGAUAGCAAAGCGUGUGUGGUAGACUCUCAUCUGUGAGCUUUUCUGUAUUCUGCAUGUUGAUUAUAAUAAAGACAAGUUGGUUUCUCA